Liolophura sinensis is the source of this 3167-nucleotide messenger RNA. Its product is annotated as polyribonucleotide nucleotidyltransferase 1, mitochondrial-like. Gene Ontology annotation, cellular component: cytosol; mitochondrion. The record is from RefSeq and is a predicted model, not a curated record. Gene Ontology annotation, molecular function: RNA binding; 3'-5'-RNA exonuclease activity; polyribonucleotide nucleotidyltransferase activity. The coding region runs from base 1 to 2313 and encodes 770 amino acids. NCBI's taxonomy places the organism in Eukaryota, Metazoa, Mollusca, Polyplacophora, Chitonida, Chitonidae. Gene Ontology annotation, biological process: mitochondrial mRNA catabolic process; mitochondrial RNA 3'-end processing. The transcript is spliced from 27 exons.
AUGGCAGCCCCCAUAACCUCCACACGCCGGUUGAUUUGUGGAUGUGGUAAACACAUCUUACACUAUUCAAAAAGGGGUGGUUUAAGACCACGUUUCAAUCACACCAACCCGUGGAAGGAUAAGUCACUUCAGGGAUCGGUGGAAGUUGACAUUGGUGGCAGGCCACUGAAAUUAUCUACAGGACAGUUUGCCAGGUUUGCAGAUGGAACAGCAACUGCCCAGCAUGGGGACACGUCAGUCUUGGUUACUGCUGUCAGCAAAUCCAAACCUUCCUCUUCGUCCUUCUUACCUUUAACAGUUGACUACAGACAGAAAGCUGCAGCUGCUGGCAGAAUUCCCACAAACUAUCUGAGACGAGAACUAGGGCCAAGUGAAAAGGAAAUACUAACAAGCAGAAUGAUAGAUCGCUCACUUCGCCCUUUGUUUCCACCUGGCUUUUUCUGUGAGACACAGCUGAUGUGUAACUUGUUGGCCGUAGAUGGAAAGAAUGAUCCAGAUGUCCUGAGCAUUAAUGCAGCCUCAGCAGCGUUAGCGCUGUCAGAUAUACCAUGGAAUGGUCCUGUAGCGGCAGUUCGUGUAGGAUUUAUUGAUAACGAGGUCGUGAUUAACCCCACUCGCCGUCAGAUGUCACAGAGCACAUUAAACCUGGUGAUAACUGGAGGAGAGAGGAGUCAAGUAGUCAUGUUAGAAGCUUCGGCUGAAAAUAUGUUACAACAGGACUUCAUGAAAAGUAUCAAACAAGGAAUUAAGGAAACAAACAGUAUCAUCUUGAAGAUUCAAGAACUCCAAAGAAAAUAUGGAAAGCCAAAGAGAGAACUGACUCUUCCAAACCCUUAUGAUAAUGAACUGGUGGAUACUGUGAAAAGCCUGACCUCUGCUAGACUAGAGCAAGUUUUGACAGAUGAAACACAUGAUAAGUUUUCUAGAGAUAAUGCUUUAACAGAAAUAAGGCAAGGUACCCUGGAGAAGUUGAAAGAAAAUUAUCCAGAUAAAGAUCCGGGUUUAUUGAUGGAAAUUAUAAACGAUGUGGUGAAAAGUGUUUUUAGGAGUUUAAUCUUGGAUUCUAAUAAGAGGUGUGAUGGAAGAGAGCUGACUCAACUGAGGGACAUAUCAUGUAAAGUUGACCUUUUCCGACCUCUUCAUGGUUCGGCAGUCUUUCAGAGAGGCCAAACUCAGGUGUUAUGUACAGUUAGUUUUGACUCUCCAGACUCUGCUAUGAAGGCUGAUCCAAUAUCUGUGAUGACUGGGGGACUUAAGGAGAAAAAUUUCAUGCUUCACUAUGAGUUUCCGCCAUAUGCAACAAAUGAAACCGGUCGACCUGGAGCCAUUGGUCGGCGGGAAUUAGGCCAUGGUGCCCUAGCUGAGAAGGGUUUACGCCCAAUAUUGCCCAGUAACUUCCCCUUUACAAUUCGGCUGACUUCAGAAGUAUUAGAAUCCAAUGGUUCAUCUUCUAUGGCAUCUGUGUGUGGGGGAAGCCUAGCCCUGAUGGACGCUGGAGUACCUGUGAGCGAUCCAGCCGCUGGAGUCGCCAUUGGACUGGUUACCCGAUACAAUCCCGAUAAACCUACUGACAUCAAAGACUACAAAGUUCUAACCGAUAUCUUGGGGAUAGAGGACUACAUGGGUGACAUGGACUUCAAGAUGGCUGGUACCAAGAAAGGAAUAACAGCAUUGCAGGCUGAUAUCAAAAUUCCAGGUUUACCACUAAGGAUAGUAAUGGAGGCAAUUGAACAGGCCAGAGAUGCCAAAAGUGAAAUCCUGCGAAUUAUGAAUGAGACUUUGGCACACCCACGAGUGGGGCAAAAAGAAAACAGCCCAGUUAUUGAAACCCUGGAUGUGCCCAUUGCUAAGCGAUCCCGAUUUCUUGGAAUUGGUGGAUGUAAUCUUAAAAAGCUCCAAUCAGAAGCCGGUGUCACUGUGUCAUCAAUUGAUGAGACAAAAUUCCAGGUGUUUGCCCCAAAUCAGAGUGCUAUGGAUGAGGCCAAAGAAAUGAUUGAGGAAAUCCUGGCAGAAGAGAGAGAACCAGAACUGGAAUUUGGUGCUGUCUAUACAGCCACUAUUGUUGAAGUUAGGGAAAGUGGUGUUAUGGUGCAAAUUCACCCCAAAAUGCAGCCAGUUCUCAUCCAUAACUCUCAGUUAGAUCAGCGCAAGGUUAGCCAUCCAAGUGCUUUAGGAUUUGAAGUUGGUCAAGAAAUAACUGCCAAGUAUUUUGGCCGUGAUCCAGUCAGUGGGCGAAUUCGAUUAUCACGGAAAGUGCUCUUCUCUCCUGCAACAACUGUCAUCAGAAACUUCACCGGGAAUAAGUCAGACUGAGAUAACAUUGUAAUCAACAUGUGAAACAUUAAAAACUGCUUGAUGAGGGUAUCUGAGUCUAACAAAUGACAGUCUAACAAAUAACAGUGUAACAAAUAACAGUAGGACAGAACUUGGGAUGGUGAAGACAUGCAAUGGUCAGAACAUGGAAUGGUCAUGACAUGCAAUGGUCAUAAAACGUAAUGGCCAGGACCUGCGAUGACCACGGCCAGGAUAUGCCGUGGUCAGGACAUGCAAUGGUCAGAACCAUGACCUGAAGGGAUGCAUUCAUCAAAAAUAACCUUCACACUUGAUUGCUGAUUUAUCUGGAUCAUCCAGAACCAUGAAACGAUUCUCUUUAUUAAUCUUAUGAUUAAUUAUCAGCAUUAGAUGCUUAGAUAAUCGGUGUGGUACACAACCUGUACUACGUGUACAUGUACCUAUAGGCAAAACUUAAGUUAAUGAUAGAUAAUUUUGUAUGAGGGAAUAAGUAUAAUUGUCAAAUCUACUGGCCUUGUAAGCCAUUGGCAAAAUGUUUCCCGUUUGUAUUUUAUGCGGUCUGUGGUCCUUUGUUGCGACUUUUAUCAGUGCUAUCUAGAAUGAAUAUUCUGUAGGUUUAAUGAACUGCUUGAUUAAUCAAGCAGUUUAUAGAAUGAACUGCUUGAUUAAUCAAGCAGUUUAUAGAAUGAACUGCUUGGUUAUUGCAUGCAUUGUACCUUCAUUGUUAAUAUAAGUAUCAAGAUUUGUCCAAAUAAAUAUCAAAUUUCAGCUGUGAAAUUUCACGUGUUUUUACGUAAUAGCUGGUUCUUAUUGUGAUGAAGAUUUCCAAGAAUGCAUUUUGCCAAAUAAAUAUAAAUCAUCUGAUUAUUCCACGA